AUGCCGACCCCUACGCAGAAGAUCUCCGGCGCGAUCGCGCAGCAGCGUGUCGGGGACGCAAGCCGGCGUCGAGAUGCCGAUUCCCGACGCGCAGAAGGGGCGUCCCGCGAUGAGCUAUGGCCGCAGGAGCCUGUCGAUCAUCUGGGGAGGCCGUGGGGGCAGGGAGACAAGGGGAGCCAAGCCCCUCCGCUGGUGCUUCGCGAGACGCCUGAGCUCUUCGACAGGAAUAAAGAGGCGGGCCUGGCGUGGAACGAUGGUCGGCUUGCGACGGAGUGGAAAAUGGAUGAGCACGCCGUCGUCACGACCGCGAAUGCGACGUGGAUGCCGGAGUUCCCGGUUGCCACGCCGGGACGCAUCUGCACGCGCUCGGACGGUCGAUGGGGGCCGCAGGAGUAUUCACUGUGGCCGCAGAUGUAUCACAGCAGAGUACUGCACCAUGCCUGUAUUCCCGUAAAGGACGGUGACGUGGAGGGUUUUGAGACGAACGUAAGGUGUAUGUUUGACGUCGUCGAUCCCAGCUGCUGGGCUGCGGACGCUACGUGUGGAGUACCUGACCUCGGAUUUCUGAGUCCGAGGUACCUGAACCUACUCAAGAGCACCGCGCAACGCGUCAUCAUCAAGUAUCAAACCUGUGGUGACGACAAGGAGGAGAAACAAAAGCAAUUGGCCCUCGACCAGCUCUUCAUCCUCCCGACGUGGAGAACGCACGCCGUGGCCCUCGCUUCGCAUGUGCAGCGGCUCACGCUAGAACUGUGCGGGCUCAUCGUCCUCUUCGACGUCGUUCAGCCCCGUGUGCACAAUCGCUCGUUCGUCGCGAAGACGCCUCUCGCGGUGCGCGGCGCGUUCACCGACAACGCGGGGACCGCGCAAGGCCUCUUCCGGCUAGGAAUACCCACGUGGUUCAUCCAGCCGUUGACCUCCUUGGUACGCGUCGUAAAGGCGGUUAAUCCUACGCCGGUCUCCUCGCAGAUGAGCGAUGAGUUGUCGCAGCCGCGCUUGUACAGUGGCGAUGGAGACCUCGCGGGUAUCGUGCAACACCCAGGCGAUUGGCCGUUCAAGAUGCAACAAGAGGUUUUGAAGAACCUCUGCGACGUGAAACUACCAUCAAUGCCUCGGGUGCUCGACACGGAUGGCGCGCCGCCCGCCAAGAAGGCGAGGGCCGACAACAGCGCAGAUUCGAAUCUCGAUCGCGUUCAAACGAACCAACCCGGCAAUUCGUCCCAAUCCGGCCAUUCGUCGCGCCGAACGCAUCGUGGCAAGCGAGCAGCGGCCCCGACUCAGCCUGUUCCCGUUCACCCGUCGCUUUGCUACCAGAGGCCGAAGACGUCGGUCGUUCCGGAAGUCUGGGCAGAAGCACUCACGGCGGUCGGCACUCUGCCCCCCCCACGUUCCGCCUCCACUUUCUAUUGGCCCCCUCCCUUCUGGUUCGAGAGCCAAGGCGAGAAGGUGAAGCGGUAUUUCCACAACUACGUGCGAAUCCGGGGCUUCUGUAGGCAACGGUUGCUCGAUCCUACCCUCGGAGCCGAGCCGCUACGCAUUGCAGAGUGGCGCGAUGCGCUAUGGGGGGAUUACCAGGUCCAAGUGAGCGAAGCGACGUCGACCACGUUGUCGAAGAAGAACAAGGACCGUCGAGACGUCCAGCAAAACAUCCGCCGCUUGUUCUCGAAGACGGCAGGUCUGCCGACGUACGACAGUGCGCAAAGUCUGCAGUGGGGCGCAAACGCUGUGAACGUCGACUCGGUGAAUGGACCCGCCGUGCGCGCACAGAUUUUGUGGGAAGUGCACGAAAUCAACUGGCGAUGUGAGAUGCGAGAGCUCGACGCCGCUCUCACUAACUCGCAUGAAUGGGGAACGCUGCAACGGUGGGAGCGCGAAGCGCGAGUCUGUCGCAUCUGGAGCGCAUUGGGAUCCGGUCUGCGUGUCAUCCCUCGUUGGGAGCAGGGCGAACGAUCGACUGCCGUCUGGCUGCGUCCUCCACAGAGUGGAUGGCACGACGGUGUCACUACGCUCGUCGAGUUCGUCGAGGUCAUGCGGCGUUGGCCAGGACUCCCCGAGGAACUAAAGGUUGUACCCAUGAGCAUAUUUGACUACGACGAACAGGCUUUCGUGAGUUUUCAGCGUGCGGCGGUCACCUUCUACGUCCGUUCUUUCGUCGACACAUUCCAUCGCUUGCCCACGCCGCCCGCUGUAGUACCUGAUGGAUGGCUGUAA
Messenger RNA from Fomitopsis serialis, 2211 nucleotides. RefSeq lists its product as uncharacterized. Bases 1 to 2211 code for a protein of 736 amino acids. The record is from RefSeq and is a predicted model, not a curated record. The transcript has 3 exons. NCBI's taxonomy places the organism in Eukaryota, Fungi, Basidiomycota, Agaricomycetes, Polyporales, Fomitopsidaceae.